GCAAGGGCAUAUGUUAUUGAAAAAUUAUAGUAUUGUUUUGUCGCUGUAUUUUGCAUCCUGAAAAGAUUCAUCCCAGCUGUACGAACGGAAAUCAACCAUCUUUGGCGUAAAGGAUAAUUUAAAGAGGGCCUUGUCUGUUUUAUUGGGACACAAAGAACUAAAAUCCGAGACAAUAUCGACAAAUGCUGGCAUGUACUUCAUAUGACAACUUCGACUACAAUAUAAAGCUACAAUUCUCCUGUGAUUUAUCAGUCAAGCCCUUCGUGAAAUGGGCUUUUUGUUUUCAAAGUUAUGCAGUCUUAUUUUCUCUUCUGAAGAACACAAAGUUAUUAUAGUUGGUUUAGAUAAUGCUGGAAAGACAACAAUACUUUAUCAAUUUUUAAUGAAUGAAGUGGUUCACACAUCCCCAACAAUAGGAAGCAAUGUAGAAGAGAUUGUUUGGAAAAACAUGCAUUUCCUAAUGUGGGAUAUUGGAGGGCAAGAUGCCCUGCGCUCUUCGUGGGAUACAUAUUACGCUAAUACAGAAUUUGUAAUUAUAGUAAUAGAUAGUACCGAUAGGGAAAGACUAGCUGUGAUAAAAGAAGAAAUAUAUAGAAUGUUAGCGGAUGAACAACUGAAACAUGCAAGUGUAUUAUUAUUUGCGAACAAACAAGACUUAAAGGGCUCAAUGACAUCGGCAGAGAUUUCACAGCAACUAAAUCUAACAUCGAUAAAAGACCAUGGCUGGCAUAUACAGGCAUGUUGUGCGCUAACCGGAGAAGGACUGUACUCGGGUUUAGAAUGGAUUGUGAAUCAACGAAGGAAGUAGCAGGCUGUUAUACGGCGUUUGGGUGACGCGUGCAGCUUAUAGCGCCGUAUGACAACACACUGUACCUUACCUUAGCAGUAUACAUAUGUCUAUACUGGUCUGUCUACGGUUUAUAAAAAGCAGUACUGUGCAUGAGUAUUUCAUGAACUACAAAUGCUGUGUUGGUUAAUCAACGGCGAAAUAUGCAUGCGGGGAAAGGUGAAUUGCCACCGUUUGGUUAGUCUUUGAAAAACGAUAUUUAAAGGACGGAAUUUUACAACAGUGAAGAAAAGGCUACCAUAUAUGGAAUCAUCUGUUUUACUGACAAUAUUGAAUUAGAAUGAUAACAUAAGACAUUUUGAACGUUUCAUUAUACUACACAUAUUUACGAGUCGUUUUGCGACGUGCAUUUUUUAAACCAUCAUUGUAAACUUAGUGCUAAACUUGGUAGUUGGUUAGCAUUACUCGGAGUUUUCAACGGUCCAUCGUCUGUGGUCAGUGCAGAAAUUUUCUCUCUUAAUGAUUGAUCAUUGUAAAUGGACAUCGUCGAUGAAUUGCGAUUAAUGUGAACCAGGCAAUAAAUAGGAGGAAUGUAAAGCAUACAAUAAGAAAAAAAACCUU
Molecule: messenger RNA, 1408 nt
Organism: Dendronephthya gigantea
Lineage: Eukaryota; Metazoa; Cnidaria; Anthozoa; Malacalcyonacea; Nephtheidae
Product: ADP-ribosylation factor-like protein 5B
Exons: 9
Coding region: 269-808 (179 amino acids)
Biological process (GO): protein localization to Golgi membrane; vesicle-mediated transport; intracellular protein transport
Cellular component (GO): cytoplasm; trans-Golgi network
Molecular function (GO): GTP binding; GTPase activity
Source: RefSeq, a predicted model, not a curated record